This is a messenger RNA of Lagenorhynchus albirostris (white-beaked dolphin), 3850 nucleotides long. It is a transcript of the gene TAFA1, whose product is annotated as TAFA chemokine like family member 1. The coding region runs from base 555 to 956 and encodes 133 amino acids. The record is from RefSeq and is a predicted model, not a curated record. Gene Ontology annotation, biological process: regulation of neuroblast proliferation; neuroblast differentiation. The transcript has 8 exons. Gene Ontology annotation, molecular function: receptor ligand activity. Lineage: Eukaryota; Metazoa; Chordata; Mammalia; Artiodactyla; Delphinidae.
CCUCGUAGAAACUCAGCAACUGACAGCAAUGGCCCAAGAGUCCUGCAGAUCUGAAGUCAGCAUCCAGAAAUGGUGACCCUUCUAACACCACUCUCAUUCGAAGGCUCAAUGAUCUCAUCUUUGAAGAUAAGAAGAGGUGGGAUCUCUGGUGACUCGAUUGAAGUCCUCCCUGCCCCCCGAAACCUGCAGAGUACAGAGCUUUUGGAAUAUACACCACCCUGAUAUCAAAGGAAGGAGCCCUGUUGGAGGAAUUGACAUUUCCCCUCUCAUCUCUGGGUUAAUGGAAAGACCUGUAUUCAAAGUCCAGGCACAAAAUAAUACAGGCAUUUACUGGCCAGGUGGGAAUUCGCCAAAACAGAAGCCUGGAUUGGACUGUCAAAGUGACAUCAUGGGAUAAAAGAGAUGGAGCCGUGAAAACAAGAUGAGCCAGAGAUCUGCAAAUGUGAAACACCUGCCCAAAUCAAGAGGUGGACAAUUGUGGCGGAAAUGGCCCAGAAAAUUACAACCUUCUCUUCUACUUGUGUUUUAGGAGAGUAUCUAAAUUUGACCAGAGAAUGGCAAUGGUCUCUGCGAUGCCCUGGGUCCUGUAUUUGUGGAUAAGUGCUUGUGCGAUGCUGCUCUGCCAUGGAUCCCUUCAGCACACUUUCCAGCACCAUCACCUGCGCAGACCAGAAGGAGGGACAUGUGAAGUGAUCGCUGCACACAGAUGUUGUAAUAAGAACCGCAUUGAGGAGCGAUCGCAAACAGUCAAGUGUUCCUGUCUACCUGGGAAAGUGGCUGGAACGACAAGAAACCGACCUUCCUGUGUCGAUGCCUCCAUAGUGAUUGGGAAAUGGUGGUGUGAGAUGGAACCUUGUCUAGAAGGAGAAGAGUGUAAGACACUCCCUGAUAAUUCCGGAUGGAUGUGUGCUACAGGCAAUAAAAUCAAGACCACAAGAAUUCACCCAAGAACCUAACGGAAGCAUUUGUUAUAGUAAUAGAGGAAAACCUACUCUGUGGAAAAUACAUUUUAAGAAUUUAAAACAUCUUAUACAUUAGAAGCCAAAUGGAUUUCUUAUUUGCACUUUGACUGAUUACCAGAUAAUCACAGUGCUUUUACUGUGUGUCACGAAGUCUCCUAGAGUGAGAAGACCCGGAGUUUUGGGCAACACCAUGGAAAGUGGGUUAAGGAAAAAAAGGGUUUUCUCAAUGCAAAUUUUUGGGAUCACAAAGAAAGAUCAACUGUCUUCUAAUUUGGAUCUAUAGUUCCUUUGUACCAUUUGAAAUAUAUGUAUAUAUAUAAUAUUUUGAAAUAUUAUAUAUUCUCUUCAAAAAAUGAACUGUACCACAGUUUGAGGCGGCUGGUGUACCUCUUUGAGUUUUGGAUGUUUUGUUUUGUUUUGUUGUCAUUUCUUUUUCUAUCGGCAAGGAAAUCACGUGCCCUUUUGAGAGGUCGGCAUGGCACUCACACUGGAAGGCCAGCUACAGGUGGACUCCUGGAAUCUGAGAGAUCAGAACGAUACUGAGUCAAAAGCUUCCUUCUCUUUCUACUAGAUGGCCCAAGGAAGCACAUCGUCCUGUUUUAUUGUUUUCUACCCUGUGCAAUGUUAGCAUGCAAGCUUGGCUUACAUAACCAUACUUUAUAUUCAACUGGUAUAUAAUAACCGUUCUAACCUCUUCCAGGAAAAUAUUUUUAGAACUACUAGCUUUUCCACAGAUAAGAAAAAUGAGGAUUCUUGAGGGAGCCGCUCCACCAUGCUAUUAAGACUCUGGCAGAGUGAUGGUCAUAUGUGGAUCCCUGUAUUAAGUUCUGUAAAUACAAUGUCUUAAGGCUUUGUAUAGCUGUCCUAGACUGAAGGAAUGUCCUCUGAUUAAAUCCAAAGUCUGACAUCAUUAAUCACAUAGUGCUGUAGCAACAGGUCUUAUCACAGCCCAUCUUUCUAUAUUUGAUUUGCUUUUUCCAAGAGUAUUCAGAUCUCUUCUGGUGAGAUGGGAAGACCAUUAAAGAAAUUAGGUUUCAGAAUGACCCUUGUGACCAAAUGUUGGACAGCCCUAUUAAAGUGGUAAAUAACUGCUUUCUCAAUCUACUUGUCCUCUUCAUUUGCCAUUUACUUUUCCUCAGUCUGCUUUAGCCAAAUCCAGAGAACGCCCGCUUAGCGACACAUAGUCCACCAGAAUUUUUUGCAUGACGUCAUUGCUGCCAUCAUAACCAAUAUUUCCAACUCUAAUAGUUUGAAAACUAGAAAUUCAUUAUUAUGAGUUCAAUGUUCUCAGCCAGCAAGAUGAACUGUCAAACCCUAUUAUUGGGCUUCUAUAGUGAUCACUUGGAUGAUACGUAUUGGGCUCACCCCCCAAAAGAUCAACUUGUGUCCAUCUUCUUUUUUUGAGAGUUACUCAGCUGAUACUUAUAAGAAGGAAAUAUCUACUUAAAUUCUAGUUUACCUGGUAGAGCAUAAUAGUACUAUAAAUUCCUGUUACUUACCCUAUCAUAUUGCAAGUGUAUUUUUUUUCUCCAAAGUCUUUUCUCCAGAAUACAUGUUAUUAGGGGCUGUUACUAGAUCAGCAGCACAGUGGGUCUCCUAGUGUGGAAUUUUUAAGUUAAAUUUUGGGUAAAAUCCAGAGGCUCCUUCAUCUCUACCAAUAUACCUUGAAGUCUGAUUGAAUAUAUAAACACUCUAACCAGGUGGAUUUGUUCUGCAUCUUGAAUGCCUAUAAAAGCAUCCAAAAAUGGAAAUGGAAUCCUCAUUGCAAAAUCUGAGCUUCCUAAAUACUUUCACAAAUAUUUUCCAGAAGGUAGCAUAAAGUUCAUACCAACAAAUCAGAAUUCCUUUAAUUUUAUGGUCCAUAACCAUGUACCAAGUGAUAUAUUAGAAAUUGAUUUUCAUCUGUAAGUUUUGGAGUGAAAACUGAAAUCAUAAACCCAAAGAAUUAUCUAGAACAGUACAUCCCAAGAUGUGGAGGAAGAAACAUCUAUAAUCCAAUAUAUUGGGGAAAGUUUUUUCAACAAAAUAAAUAGAAAUAUUUACUGAGGGAUUCUCAGAGCCUUUAAUACACCAAAAGACACUGUGUGUCUUCAAGAAAGACUGAAACAAGGGGAGCCAAGUAAAAGGCUUCCAGAAUCCAGGCAUGUUGGUUGGUCCUUGACUAAUGGAGAGCUCAUUCCCUGACUAAUGGGAAGCUGCAAGAAAUCAUGUCUGUGUGAGGAUAUGUUCACUGCGUUGUCAUGUCUUCAGUUUUUCUAGAGAACCAGAAGUCUGGAAUUUACAUAAAAUCUUCUAACAUUCUUAAAUAAGAUGAACCAAAAUGAGAUUACUUCCAUUAAAAAAAUUCUGCAAGCGUUAUUAUUGCCCAAAAUGUCCUGACCAUGUGGCCUUUUCUAUGAGAUUAGUGUUUUCUGGAAUACUCUUUGAAAAGUGUUGGUCCUGAAUAAAAAUCCAAUGAGAAGCAAAAGGGAUAUUCUGUUUUCUGUGGCCUCACACAUACAGACCAUUCUCAUGAUUCACAAUACGUGGGGGUCACAGCUUUUUCUGUUCUGUAACCUGAGCCUGUAAGUCAAUGAAGGAGCUGGUCUAGAGGUUCAAGUCUGUUAGUUCAUCUCCUGCUGGUCGCUUAAUGCAGUAGCUUCCCUGGGAAAGACCUGGAAGAAGAGAGAAGGGGGAAAAAACCCACCACAUCAGAAUCAAGCAACCAUCCAAGAAAACAGUACAAAUAUUUGUAAAUGUCAUCAAAUUCAGUUUCAGUUUAUCCAAGUCCCUUACCCAAAUGUAUGAACCAUCAACUUGUGUUUAAAUUUAACUUGUGCCGGUUUGGGGAAUUUUCAGUAGCUACCAUCUGCCUAUUGAAUCUGAUUGUAUAUGGUUUAAAAACUUAU